GAGGUGGGCAGCGCUGCUGGCCCACGGAGGUGGCCUGGGCCCUCCACGUCCUCCCGGCGCUGCCACCGCCCUGGGUUUGGGGACACGCCAGACAGCUGAAGCUGCUCUGUGAGAAGAUCAGAUGAGGGAUGUGCUGGAGGUGCCCCACAGAGCUCCUGCUGGUUUGACUCUGGCUUUCAGCCCUGUUCCUGCUUAUUGUAUCAGCCUGGAUCUUCUCUUUGUCUCCCUGGACAUCUCGAGAGCUGAGCUGCACCCCUCGGCACCCCUCGCCUUCUUCCCCUGCACCCUCAGCACCCAGAUGUCAGACUCCUGCUGCUGUGAGGAUCCCUGCUUUCCAGCUGCUCAGCAUGUUUAGGAGAGACUCGAGACUUCAUUCUUGGUUCCUCAACCUUCUGAUCAGUGGUCUGUCCGGGAGUCUCUUUGCCUUUGCAGCCCUUGCCAAGAAUCAGACUUCUAAAGGUUUUGCUCCUGUCACGAUUGAGACAUCGAGACACGUGUAUGAAUAUGUGGCCACUGCUUUGGACUGGUGGCACGCAGACCGAUACUGUGAACAACGCUUCGCUCGGUUGCUUUUUGAACCCCAGGACAGUGAGCAAGCUUCCUUUAGCAAACUGCUGCAGUCCCACCACAUCAGAGGUUCUCUCUGGCUAAGCGAAAGGGAUGGUGUCCUGCACAAAGCAAGACAGAGACGGGACCACAUUGUACCAGUCCUGGUAUUCGGAGUCAAAACAGACACAAAAUACGUGAAGGUGCUCUCUGACUUCCCAGCACUGCCUGCUGUCACAGCUUGUGCCCACCUCCAGUGGGACACCAGGACCCAGGAGAUUGCUACCAUCUUCUCCUAUGCUGUGCCAGCUUUUGUUAAUGAGUUCCAGCUCCGUGGAUUUGUCGACGAGGAAGGCUUUGUUCGGUUUGCUCUCAUAGUCCAUGGGCACCAUUCCCCGUACCUGCCUGUGUUCCAUGCUGACAGACAGUGGCAUCACUUCUGUGUGACCUGGCAGCAGGAAUUUGGGACCUGGGCCAUCUAUGCGGAUGGUAAAAGGAGGGCAUCUGCCAGUGGUUUGUGUCCUGGGGGGCCAUCUGCCCCCCAGGCCAUCUAUGGCCAAGGGACUUUCAUAAUUGGGCAAGAUCAAGAUUCCCUGGGAAGCACCUUCAGGGAGAAAGAGUCCUUCAGUGGGAACAUCACUGACUUGCACAUCUGGCAGAAAGUCCUCAGUGCAGAACAGAUUGAGCAGGUUCGGUCGUGCUGGGUGGUAGAGCAAGACCUUGUAUUUGGAUGGAGCUCCAAUGCUCUGGAAGUUGAAAGCACUGUUCAGAAAGUGACUACACAAUUUCUUUGCCCAGGGCCUGUUGAGGAAUGCCGAGUUUUUGAGGUUGGCAGCAGCGAAUUGAGUCAUACAUCUUGUUUGCAGUCUUUACCUUUUAUCUGUCACUACAGAAAGGAUGCGUACUGGCAACUGAAAAAAGCUCAGCUGGAAUCCAGCCACUCACUUGUCAGCCGCGUGAACAAACUUGCAGAGAGGACUGUGAUUCCUGAGAACAUCUUCACAAGUGCUGUCCAAGACAUGAACUUCUCUGUUGCUCUUGGUGCUCUCGAUGUCUUGGCAACUGUUCUGAGGAGAGGAAAGACACCCGUGCUGGAGUCGUCUGACCUCCUUGCGGUGCUGCAGUUACUGAAACAAGUUUCUGAUGUGGAAGUCCAUGAGCGAGAGCAGCUGGAGAUGUUGGAGCAGUUGGGCCGAUAUUAUGUGGAAGUGACUGAGUUAAUCUUGAAAGAGCAGAAUAUGGAAACGUGGUCAUCAAUCAGCCAGGUUAUCAAAGGGCCCAUGGCUGUUGUUGAGCUCUGCGACAGAAUGGUGUCACAUUUAGCACGACUGCUGACUGCAGGGAGGACAAAGGUCACAAUCCAGCACGGGAGUGUUGGAAUGGAGGUCAGGAAACUGGACCUGAGCGGACAGGAGCUGAGCAGUGAGGCGUACCUGAUCCAGAGCCCUGAGAGAGGCAGGCACGACCUCAUUGAAGUUCCUGCAGAAGAAAUGCAAAGACUGAAAGCCAGAGGUUUCCACAGGGUUAUGGUGAAAAACAUGUGGUUUGGCUACGGCUCCCUGCAGCACUGCCUGGCCGGCGCUGGCAGCAGUGCUGUCUUCCAGGAUGUGUCUCCUGAUGGAGGACAGAAGUACUGGAGCACCGUGGUGGGCACUGCUGUAAUCUCAUCCACUGUGCUCAGUGAAGACCAGGAGAUCAGCACGUCCGUGCACUACCAGCUGCAGCACCACAUCCAGGUUCUGCCUGAUAAGCUGAUGGGGCCCAUCUGUGCCUUCUGGAACUUCAGCCUCAGCCCAGAUGCUGGUGGGGUGUGGUCCACAGCUGGCUGCUCUGUGGUAACAUCUCUCCCAGACUCCACUGCCUGUGUUUGCAACCACACCACAAAUUUUGCUGUCCUGCUGCAGGUGUACGAGAUGCAGAGGACCACCGAGGAGGACCUCACACUGCAGACCUUGACUUUUAUUGGAUGUGGAGUUUCCUUCUGUGCCUUGAUAAUUACCUUCAUUUUAUUUUUGGCAGUUGGUGUCCCCAAGAGCGAACGAACAACUGUGCACAAGAACCUCAUCUUUGCAUUAGCUGCAGCAGAAGCUCUGCUCGUGUUCAGUAAAUUGGCCAAAACCAACCAGGUGCUGUGUUUCAUGGUCACUGCCUGCCUCCAUCUGUUCUUCAUGGCAGCCUUUUCAUGGAUGCUGGUAGAGGGGCUUCUCCUGUGGAGCAAGGUGGUAGUGGUCAACAUGAGUGAAGACAGGAGAAUGAAGUUCUACUAUGUGACGGGCUGGGGCCUUCCAGUUGUUAUAGUGGGUGUGACCCUUGCAACUUCCUUUAACAAGUAUGUGGCAGACAACCACUGCUGGCUGAACGUCCAGACCAACGUCAUCUGGGCCUUUGUCGGCCCCGUUCUCUUCAUCCUGGCUGUGAACACCUUUGUGCUGUUCCGGGUGGUGAUGGUGACCGUGUCCAGUGCUCGCAGGAGAUCAAAGAUGCUGACGCCCAACAGCAGCCUGGAGAACCAGAUUGGCGUACAGAUCUGGGCAACAGCCAAGCCUGUCCUGGUGCUGCUGCCAGUGCUGGGCUUGACCUGGGUGUGUGGAAUCCUUGUCCACCUCAGCAUCGUUUGGGCCUAUGUCUUCAUCGUGCUGAACUCCCUCCAGGGCCUGUACAUAUUCCUGGUCUAUGCAAUCUAUAACAGUGAGGUGAGGAAUGCCAUCCAGAGGAUGAAGGACAAGAAGAAAGCACUCUCGUUCACAAACUGUUCUCAUCCCGUCAACUACUUAUCAAGUCCAAGGAACACGACCUCCUGGGAGACAGGGAAGCUGAGUCCUUCUGCAGCUGAGAGUGCCUUGUCGAGCCCUGUGCAGAGAGACCCUCCAGUGAAGAACAUCACCAACAAAGGAAAUUUUGGACCCAAAAUUCCCGUGGGGAUUUCAUCAAUUAUGUCACCAGAGAGACCGGCUGUAGAGCUGACAGCGUUCAAAUCCUCAGGGAAGCAGUGCAUUAGCAGGAUUCUGAUUUUGCUCCACAUUAAGUGUCUAAGCAGGGCAUGCUUAGACUAUUUUCCAGACGAUGCCACCCAGAAGCACUGCAGCUUUCCUCCCCAGAGUGGACACAUGAGCAAGGCAGAAAAGGUGGCAGCUUGGAGUAAAUGUGCUGCAGCAUUUCAGGCAUAGGAGUGGGGUCUCAGAGACCGCAUGACCUACACCCAGCGCAUGCGUUUGUGCUCUGCCCCCGACACUCCCACCCUCACCUGUUCCUGCAUAUUUUGAUAUGGCCACAUGUGUAUUAAACUCCAGCUGUGCAAAGAGGUGGGUUGCUUAAUUUGGUUUUCUUUGCUCAGGUAAGUCCUCAGUGUAUUUUUAAAAGCCUGGUUCUGCCCAGAGGACGGUGGGGAUGCCGGGCUGGGCUCGCUGCCUGCCCCCUUGAGCGCCGGCUGAUGCACAACGGCCAUAGAAGCAGCCGGUGGGUGCAUGGCCAACACUCUCUGCUAGCACGGAGAGCGGCUCCUCAUUAGCCCAGGGGUGAGGGAGCCCUAGGUUGGGCACCCUUCAGCCUGAGGUGAACAAGAGGAUCUCCUUGAACCAGAAGAGCACUCCUCUGCACACUUGUGUACGUGCAAGCCAGCGUGCAGCACAGCGCUGGUGCCUGCUGCUCCAAGGUGCUGGGCUCAAAGACAAGUGCUUGCAGCCAUUAGAAAGAAAUAAUAAAGGACAGUAAUUCCCAGCUGUGGUAAUGCCUGGAAGAGCACAGAGCAGCUCAGCAUUGCACAGGCUCCAAUCUUCACAGCUUGUUCAACAGAGCAAAAUGCUGUGUAGCUCAUGGGGAGGGAUAAUGUCUACAGGGGAAGCAAACCAUAAACCUGGGUGCUUGGUGAUGGGCAAGAGACCAGCCAGUUCAACACAGACACUGUUUCUCCUUUUCUAUUUGUUUUCUCCCAAAUAAUUCAAUGAAAAGAGGCAUAUUUUGCCCCAGAUAUCUUUAUUUGAAAAUGUCCAGCCAGCCCUAAUGAAAAUGGUGAUGUCCCUGCAGCAGCGAGGCUUGCAGGAGCUCCUGCAGAGACCCGGGAGGAGCCUGCUGCCCCGCAGCCCAGCGCAGGGGCUGGUGGAAGGGAGAGCACUGAAACCUGGGUGCCAGUGGGAGACUUAGCACUUAAAUGCCUUGCUCGCAGUCUCCCAGGAAAGCCAUGCUGGAUCUGAGAUGGGAUCCACCUCUCCUCUGCUGCAGCACCUCUCUUGCGAGAGCUGUGGGCAUCGUGCUGGCUUCAAGUGCAAGAGGCAGCUGGUGGCCUGUGGUGGGUGGGCUCCCACUGAUGCAUUAACGUGUGUGAGGAUGAGGGUGGAUAAAAUCCAGGUAAGUGCCAGGCCGGUGUGAGAACCACAGAAAUGAGGAGUUUUGCAGCACGGCUGCAGCCGGGAGGCAGGUAUGGGCUCCCUCCCCACCCCCAGGACGAGGGCUCCCCCCGCGAGGACUCAAUUCACUUGGAGAGGCCGCACGUUUCCGCAGUAAUGAGCUCCAGCCCAGCUGUACAAAGCUGCGCGCUGCAGUGAGCGCUGCCCAGAUUCAUUACACCCUUUAUGUAAACAGGGGAUGGCCGGGGGGGUUCACAUAUUUGCACAAACAAUAAGUACCGUCUUCCUUGUCUUGGCAAACAAGAGCUCCAAGAGGCCUCCACAUCCUCCAUCUCUUCAAGUGAUGGCUGCUUUGUUUCCCCACGAUAAUUUCAUUAUUCUGUUUGAAUACGUUUAUAUGUUGCUAAGCCACACAUAGCAACACGGAUCUUGUCUCCAUGGCCCAGCCUUUCUCUGAUCGAUACUGAGUAAUUUUGCAACUCUCGCCAUGCCGUGUUAAAUAAGAUUGGGUUUGAAAUAAUAAGGACAUUAUAAGUCUUUGGGAUUCAAAGCCGGUAAAGCACCUGAGUGUUGUGAGCAGUGGGAGAAAUGCAGAACCGCCCCAGGCCGAGCCCGCCAGGCCGUUCUGCAGUGGGAUCACCACUGUCGUAUGUGCCACAGUCCUUCCUGAUGGGUAGAAGGUACCACAUGCCCUGACAGAAGGAGGUGCAGCCUGUGCACUGUCAGUGCCAUGGUAGCACUAGUAUUCCCAUUAAAUCCCAUUUAAACCUCCUACUUCAGCACUCUCCGAGCUUGCUGCCAUGCACGGCAGGCUAAUUUCUGAGGAGGGAAGAAGAGAGGUCCUCCUUAUGACUGCGGUGCCAUGCACGGAGGCUGCUUUGCGUCCCUGCCGUAAGGGCUGUAUUUAGAGGGAACCUCAGUGGUGCACCCAGACCCCUGCCCUCCCCUCCCUGCUGGGGCAGCUGAGACCAUCUCUCUUUUG
Molecule: messenger RNA, 5871 nt
Organism: Cuculus canorus (common cuckoo)
Lineage: Eukaryota; Metazoa; Chordata; Aves; Cuculiformes; Cuculidae
Gene: ADGRD2
Product: adhesion G protein-coupled receptor D2
Exons: 26
Coding region: 348-3713 (1121 amino acids)
Biological process (GO): adenylate cyclase-activating G protein-coupled receptor signaling pathway; cell surface receptor signaling pathway
Cellular component (GO): membrane
Molecular function (GO): G protein-coupled receptor activity
Source: RefSeq, a predicted model, not a curated record